AUGCUCAAAAUAUCCACCCGAAGAUUGUUGACUCGUCAGUUCUCGUCUUAUCUUAUCCGAAACGGGACCAUCGUCACGGCCAGCCACUCCCGCAAGGCCGACCUGCUGGUCCGAGACGGGCAGGUGGCCGCGAUCGGAGAAUGCAACUCAGCAGGGGCGGAGGUGAUCGAUGCCUCUGGAAAGUUGAUUAUUCCUGGCGGCAUCGACACCCAUACCCACAUGCAGAUGCCGUUCAUGGGCACCCACUCCUACGAUGACUUUGAGUCGGGUUCUCGCUCUUGUGUGGUGGGGGGCACCACAAGCUUUAUCGACUUUGUCAUCCCGCAGAAGGGAGAGUUCCUCCAGGCCUACGAAAAGUGGCGGGGGUGGGCGGAUCCGAAGGUGCACUGUGACUACACGCUGCACUGCGCCUUGACUCACUGGAACGACCAGGUCCACCGGGAAAUGGCUGAUCUCGUGAGGAACGGGGUGCAGUCCUUCAAAUUCUUCAUGGCCUACAAAAACGCACUAAUGCUGGAAGAGGAGUUCGUUUUCAAGGCCUUCGAAAGGGCCAAAGAGCUGGGAGCAGUGUGUCUGGUGCAUGCCGAAAACGGGGAGCUGGUCGAGUACCGUACCAAAAAGGUACUGGAGGCAGGGGUCACCGGCCCAGAAGGGCAUUACCUCUCAAGACCGCCCUAUGUCGAGGCUGACGCAGUGCAGCGCAUCAUCGCUAUUGCGUAGACCAUCAAUAACCCCCUCUACAUCGUGCACGUCAUGAGCAAGGAGGCAGCAGACGCAGUCUCGAGGGCCAAGCAAAAAGGCAAUGUCCUCUUCGCAGAGACCCUGGCCGCGGCCCUCGGCACGGACGGGGCCAAGCUUUGGCACAGGGACUGGGAUGUCGCUGCCAGGUAUGUGAUGUCCCCGCCGCUGGGUCCUGACCGCACUGUCAAAAAAUACCUCAUGAAGAUGCUGCAGGCUGGCGUGCUCGAAGUCGUGGGCACUGACAACUGCACCUUCUGCACAGAGCAAAAGCGCAUGGGGCUGAACGACUUUAGCAAAAUCCCGAAUGGAGUUAACGGCCUCGAAGACAGGCUGUCGGUGGUUUGGACUAGGGGAGUCAAGACAGGCCUGCUUUCGCCUAGCCAGUUUGUGGAGGCAGUAGCAACCAAAGCUGCCAAGAUUUUCAACCUGUACCCCAAGAAAGGCUAAAUCGCGAUUGGCUCAGAUGCUGACCUAGUAGUCUACCCUGAGGUCAAGAGGACGAUCUCUUACAAAACGCAUCAUCAAAUGGACUUUAAUGUCUUUUAAGGACAGACUGUCUUUGGCAAAGCAGCCUACACUUUUUCAAAGGGGAAAAUCGCCUAUGGGUCGCAAAUUAAAAGCAGUCCGGGAUCCGGCAAGUUCGUAGGCAGGCAGCCAUUCGGGUUCGCAUUUGAACGGGUCAAGGCACUGGACCAGGCCAAUGACUUCCGGCGCUACAAAGUUGACCGUGUGGAGGCCAUCCUCAACAAAUACAUCCCCGAGAGCGAGCGCAAAGACCUGGACCGGAUGCUGUAUGGCAGCAGGUGCAGUGAGGACUAUGAAAUUCGGCAGUUCAAGAUCGGCAACCUGGUGGAGUAGCAAACCAGGGCGCGGUGGGUCAAGGUGGCGGCCAUCCAGAACAAGAUCGUCCUGCCGCCCAGCGAGCCGGUCAAGGCUCAGAAGCAGGCCUUGAUGCAGCGCAUCUCAGAGCUUAUUGAAGGGGCUGUCAGCCUGGGGGCCAACAUCGUCGGGCUGCAAGAAAUCUGGAACUCACCGUUCUUCCUGUGCACGCGGUAGAUACCGUGGCUGGAGUUCGCCGAGCCAGUGGAGGGCGAGUCCACGCAGAUGCUGAAGUAGCUGUCCCGCCGGCACAACAUCGUGAUCAUCUCGCCGAUCCUCGAGCUGGACUAGGUCACCUAGGUCUACAACAACAGCGCGCUGGUGAUUGACAAGGGCGAGGUGAUCGGCAAGCAGCACAAGAACCACAUCCCCAGGGUGGGCGACUUCAACGAGAGCACCUACUACAUGGAAGGGCAGACUGGCUUUAGAGUCUUUGAGACCAGCUACGGCAGGGUCGCUAUCAACAUCUGCUAUGGCCGCCACCAUCCUCUGUGCUGGAUGGCCUACGGCCUCAACGGCGCGGAAAUCGUCUUCAACCCCUCUGCUACGGUCGACGGCCAGAGCGAGACCUUGCCCAUCGAGGCUCGCUGUGCCGCAGUGGCCAACCACUAUUUCACUGUGGCCAUCAACCGGGUAGGGACCUAGCGUUACCCCAAUCCGUUUACCAGCGGGGAUGGUAAGCAGUCCAAGCACGAGUUCGGGCAGUUCUACGGGACCAGCUAUAUCGCCGCCCCGGACGGCAGCCGCACCUACGGGCUGUCCAGGGUGCAGGACGUGCUGGUGACCGAGCUGGACCUGAACAUGUGCAGGCAGGUCAAGAGCCACUGGGGAUUCACGAUGACGGGCCGGCACGCGGACUACUCGGAACUCCUACGGCGAUACGUGCAGGCUGAUUUCAAGCCCGAAAUCAUCAAAAAAUGA
Molecule: messenger RNA, 2541 nt
Organism: Hippocampus zosterae (dwarf seahorse)
Lineage: Eukaryota; Metazoa; Chordata; Actinopteri; Syngnathiformes; Syngnathidae
Product: dihydropyrimidinase-like
Biological process (GO): pyrimidine nucleobase catabolic process
Cellular component (GO): cytosol; cytoplasm
Molecular function (GO): dihydropyrimidinase activity
Source: RefSeq, a predicted model, not a curated record